This is a messenger RNA of Pistacia vera, 1485 nucleotides long. RefSeq lists its product as uncharacterized. The coding region runs from base 1 to 1485 and encodes 494 amino acids. The transcript is spliced from 7 exons. NCBI's taxonomy places the organism in Eukaryota, Viridiplantae, Streptophyta, Magnoliopsida, Sapindales, Anacardiaceae. The record is from RefSeq and is a predicted model, not a curated record.
AUGGUCAGGUAUGUGAAAUCUCACCUGUCUAAGGCAUUCCUGUAUUUUGCACCUGUUAGUCAUAAGUUUCUUAUCCUGGUGGACAAUCAGUCAUGGCGGAAGAACAAACAGUCAAGAUCAGCCUUCAUAAGGGAGUUAAUGAUCACCAAGUACAGAUUGUCACCUUUUAUAAACCAUAGAACUCUGCAUAAGAGUCCAAAUUUAGGUUACAGAUCUCCCAGCCAUGAAAGUAAAAAUUUGUACAAGUGGUUUCCCAUCAUGAACAUGGCCCGUUUGAGAGAAAAAGCUCCUUUCUCUGCGAUGAAUUUGUAUGAAGCUUUACACGGCCUUAUUGUGUUCGAAGUUGCAUGGAGUGAUGUACGCGGUAUCAACUAUGUAAACAAACUCCAGGAUGAUACAUCCUUUGCCUUAGAAGUAAAAGCUUUGAGGAAAUGGGAAUUCAAUGGCAUCGACCAAGCAUUGGCCUGCAUAACAUCAUGGUUCACAGGCACUGAAUCCGAAACACAAACACUGCAGAACAAUCUGGUCCUUCUUCAUAACAAAGUUCCUUCCCUUUGUUCGCACGAAAUUACUGUUGCUGCAAAAGCAUUGUUGUUUAAUGAUGCAUCUCAAGCUGAGCUAUUUUCAGAAGAUGUAUUCUUUGAUGUUAGAGAAUGUCCAAUUGACACAAAUGAUAUACUUAGUAGGGACUGUCAGGUGGCUGGAACACAUGGGAAUAGAGAACAAAACGUGGAAAUGAAUAGUAGCAUUGAGUCUAUGGAAUAUAAGGACACCUUUCUACUGUUCACUUUCAAUGAUACUGAUCUUCCAUUUAAAUUACGGCAGAUAAUCACUCCAGAUUUAAAACUUCUUGCUUUGCUUGAGGCAGGCCUACCUUCUUGGGUCAUCUUUCUUCAAUCCUAUCCACUAUUCUGUAAAGUAUAUAGUCCCUGGAUGCCGCCUUUGUUCAGAACCUUUUAUAUACUAAUCUCCCUUAUAACUGUUGUUAUCGGGUUUUAUGAUCUCUAUAAGAAUAUACCUCUCCUCAAGGCAACCGCAUCCCACCUCUGUGGGCCACUUUUUAAAUGGAUUGAAGAAUGGGAUGGGAUUUCAAGAAUUAGAUAUCUAGGAACAAUGUUGUUCCUUCAUAACCUUGAGAAGGCUAUAAAGUGGUUUCUAACAAUGAUGCGCAUGGUAACAUUGUCCGUUUCGCUGCUCAUGAAACCUUUGACAUACCCACUUGGGGAAAUAAUUGAAUUUGUAAAACCAAUGUGGAUCAUUUUUGCUGAAAUGGGAGAACAAUUCUACAUCACCACUUGGGUUUGGAUUGGCCCCUUCUUCAGCAUGAUCAGUGAUUUUGUUGAGUUUAGUCAAAUUCAUCCCAAAUCUCACUUUGGGGUUCUCUCUGGAAUGAUCUCUUCUCCCAGGUCUUCAGGUCUCUUCGGAACAUUUUUAAUGGUCUUGUUGCAUUCUGGACAUCCUGCACCCAAUAUAGACAUAGUCUAA